CCCGCAGGCGCUGCUCGUCUCAAACAGAACAAUGGGCACAGUACAUAUUACAUACGCUGUAGGCGUUGGGGGCUAAAAAAAGGCCUUCUCUGCUGGCUUCUGGCUCCUGCAGGGUGCAGCUGCAGUAGUGCCGCGGGCUUGGCACCGCGACUUUGAGGCUAGCGACUGUUGUUUUAUGAAACACGCCCUCCUUGCUGCCUCACCACGCACACCCCGUCGAACGAUGCCCGCCGCAAUUGGACGCCUGCGACGCCUCCUUCAGGGGCAGGCAGACGCAGGGGCCGCCCCGUACACACCCGUUUGUGCACAGAGCGCCAUUUUUCAGUUAGCCCACCUGGCAUGCGUGUGUCUGACAUGCUGGUGCGUGCUUCGGGGAUGCAUGCAACUUCAGCUUUGCCUGGCUCGUCUGGGCCCCCAUUUGGGAAAAUCUUUGCCCAGUACCGUAUAUCUUCCUCAGAUGCCCGUUCCCCUUGCAAUUGACCACUUUUUUGAGCGGCUGCGCGUUUCCCCCUCCUUUGUUCUUUGCCACUCCCUUCCUUUAUAAGUCCGCGAUCUGACUUCUCCUGUCCCCGCUUUUUAUCUUCCUUCGAUUGGGAAUCUUCGGAUCUUGAUCUUCUUUCCAGCUGCUGGACAGUUGCCCUACAUUUCGAU
This is a messenger RNA of Trematosphaeria pertusa, 651 nucleotides long. RefSeq lists its product as uncharacterized. The transcript has a single exon. Lineage: Eukaryota; Fungi; Ascomycota; Dothideomycetes; Pleosporales; Trematosphaeriaceae. Bases 176 to 544 code for a protein of 122 amino acids. The record is from RefSeq and is a predicted model, not a curated record.